AUGUAUGGGAGAGCAGAAUAUGUAACUGGCUCUCUGAUGCAAAAAUGGAAAGCCAAUCCAUGGACGUUCCUGGAACACCGGAGGAGUUGUCGAGUGCUCGUUCCCAUACAGGAGUUAGCGCCGAUCAGUAUGUUGCCUUGUGGUACAUGCAGGGUGAACCUGCCAUGGGUCGUGAUUUAUAUCGAGGGAGGAAAGGUUGCAGCCAACUUCUCUUGGUUCAACAACGAUUACUGCAAGAGCGUUGGUUCCAUUCAGUUGCUUGUACGUCUCGGACCACAGGUUGUUGGACACGAGUAUGGAUGGAUUCCAUUCCCAGAACCUGCCAACUUCGAUGCUGGAAAAAUCUGGAAGCCAGUGCACGUUAACAAUCACAAGGGAGACAUCUCUUUUGGAGUCGUUAACCUCCCAUGUGAAAAGCAAAUCUUUGCCAAAGUCGAUGUUCGUAACGAGUCUUAUGGAUAUGGUAACCAAGGAAAGGAACACUCGGCUCGUGGACCAGCUUGUGCAUCCAGCGUCAGUAUUCUUUGCCGCAAGGCUUUGCCAGGAUACCAACUCGAGGGAUAG
Messenger RNA from Caenorhabditis elegans, 564 nucleotides. It is a transcript of the gene nsph-4.3, whose product is annotated as Nematode Specific Peptide family. The transcript has 3 exons. The coding region runs from base 1 to 564 and encodes 187 amino acids. NCBI's taxonomy places the organism in Eukaryota, Metazoa, Nematoda, Chromadorea, Rhabditida, Rhabditidae. The record is from RefSeq and is marked reviewed.